Molecule: messenger RNA, 2889 nt
Organism: Aspergillus puulaauensis
Lineage: Eukaryota; Fungi; Ascomycota; Eurotiomycetes; Eurotiales; Aspergillaceae
Gene: CSE1
Product: putative chromosome segregation protein Cse1
Exons: 8
Coding region: 1-2889 (962 amino acids)
Biological process (GO): protein export from nucleus; protein import into nucleus
Cellular component (GO): cytosol; nuclear envelope
Molecular function (GO): nuclear export signal receptor activity; small GTPase binding
Source: RefSeq, a predicted model, not a curated record
AUGGCGGAUGGUCUUGGGGCUGUUGCCCAGCUCCUCGCAGCGAGUCUGGACCCCAGACAGAAUAAACAAGCUGAAUCCGCUCUUCGUCAAGAAGAGAGUAACCCGAGCUUUGCGAUAUCACUUCUUCAAAUCACCGCCUCCGAAUCCUAUCCGUACAAUACUCGCCUGGCAAGUGCGCUAUUUUUCAAGAACUUCAUCAAAAGGAAUUGGACCGAUGAGGAUGGAAACUACAAGCUUCCACAGGAGGUAGUGGGUACGAUCAAACAAGAACUCAUCAACUUGAUGAUCUCCGUGCCGCAGGGUAUACAAACCCAAUUAGGAGAAGCUGUUAGUGUCAUCGCUGAUAGUGACUUCUGGGAGCGGUGGAAUACACUUGUUAAUGACCUUGUUUCAAAACUUCAACCCGACAACCCCGCUGCCAACAUCGGUGUCUUGCAAGUUGCGCAUUCGAUUUUCAAGAGGUGGAGACCCCUUUUCCGCUCCGAUGAACUUUACAUAGAAAUCAACCACGUCCUUGAGAGAUUCGGUAAUCCUUUCUUGACUCUUUUCCAGGGACUCGAUGCGUAUCUCGAAGCGAACAAGUCGAACAAAGACCAGCUUGUUCAAGGAUUCACUCAACUUAAUUUGAUGAUUAAGCUGAUGUAUGACCUUUCUUGCCAUGACCUCCCUCCGAUGUUCGAAGAAAAUAUGAGUGGGAUUGCACAGCUGUUACUCAAAUAUCUAACAUACGACAACCAAUUGCUUCACACUGAUGAUGAUACCGAAUCUGGUCAACUAGAAUUUACUCGUGCCGGGAUUUUUGAGGUCCUAACGCUCUGGGUACAGAAAUACGGGGACGAGUUUCAGCAGCACAUCCAACAAUUCGUGGAGAGCUCGUGGAAUUUCCUGACUACAAUUGGGCAGGAAACAAAGUAUGACAUUCUUGUUAGUCGGGCGUUAAAGUUCUUGACUUCGAUUGCCGGCAUGCCUCAGCAUGCACAAGUUUUCCAAGCGGAGGGCACAUUGGCUCAGGUCAUUGAAAAGGUCAUUUUGCCAAACGUUAGCCUCCGUGAUUCAGAUGAAGAACUGUUCGAGGAUGAGCCGAUUGAGUUUAUCCGACGUGAUCUCGAGGGAUCAGACAGCGACACAAGACGACGUGCUGCUACAGACUUCCUGAAGCAAUUGAACGCGAACUUUGAAGGGUCGGUUACAAAGGCUGUUCUGCAAUACAUCGACCACUACCUGAAUGAGUACACGAAAUCACCACAGCUGAACUGGAAAGCCAAGGAUACCGCAACCUACCUUUUUAUUGCAAUUGCAGCGAAAGGGGCUGCAACUGCCAGCCACGGAAUCACGACAACUAAUAGCCUCAUAAGCAUCACCGACUAUUUCCAAAAACACCUCGCCGCCGACUUGGUUUCUGGGGAUGGUUUGCAUCCAAUUCUCAAGGUUGAUGCUGUCAAGUAUCUCUACCUUUUCCGCAGCCUCGUGACAAAGGAACAAUGGCAGGAAGUGCUUCCAUUAUUGGUCAAUCACCUUGCUUCUCCCAACUUUGUUGUUUACACGUAUUCUGCCAUUGCCGUUGAACGCGUGCUAUAUUUCACCGAUAACCAAGGACAGCCCAUUAUCUCAGCAGACACGAUCAAGCCUCUUGCUAAGGACCUAUUGGAACAUAUUUUCUCCUUGAUUCAGAAGGACCCGGCUCCUCAAAAAGUGCAGGAGAAUGAGUUUAUCAUGAAAUGCGCUAUGAGGGUUUUGAUCGUGAUUAAAGAGGCUGUAAUCCCUAUUACGGACAAUGUGCUGAAGCACUUGAUCAACAUCACUCAAGUGAUAGCUAGCAACCCGAGCAACCCGAGGUUUUACUACUAUCAUUUUGAGACUAUAGGAGCGUUUAUUCGGUACGCUGCUCCAGCGAACCCCGAUAAACUUGAGCAGGCUCUCUACCCUCCUUUCUCCGCCAUCCUCCAAGGAGAUGUACAAGAAUUCGUCCCGUACAUCUUCCAGCUUUUCGCUGCCCUUCUCGAAGCUAACCCAUCGGGAACGUUGCCAACAUACUAUCAGAGCCUCAUUGCCCCUAUUCUUGCACCUCAAGUGUGGGAGUCCAAGGGCAAUAUCCCCGCGCUCGUGCGACUUUUAUCGUCGAUUAUUAGCCGGGGGUCCCAAUAUAUUCUAGAAAACAACCAGCUUAUCAACACGCUUGGUAUUUUCCAGAAGUUACUUUCAUCCAAGACAAAUGAAAGCUACGGAUUUGAUCUCCUGGAAGCUGUGAUUGAGCACUUUCCAUCAGCUGUACUGGAACCGUUCUUUGGUGAUAUCAUGCAGAUCAUUCUCACACGCCUUCAGAAUCAUAAAACAGAGAGUCUUACACUCCGAUUCGUGCGUUUCUAUCACUUCAUGUGCGCCAAUGAUGCCAAGGGAUGCAGCGCCGAUUUCGUAAUCCAAAUCGUCGAUAAAGUACAGGAGGGCCUGUAUGUUCAAUUAUACCUGAACGUCAUUCUGCCGGAGUCACAAAAGCUUGCGCGCCCACUGGAUCGCAAAACUGCUGUGCUAUCAUUCACUAAGACGCUUGCCAACUCCGAAGCUUUUGCGAACAAGUACAAGAAGGGAUGGGGUUUCACGUGCGAAGCCCUUCUCAAACUCUUGGAGCUUCCACCACUGCCUGCUAGCAAGGACGAUGUUAUUGCUGAGCAUGACGUUGAGGACAUGGCAUUUGGUGUUGGAUUCACAGCUCUUGUCACCAUACGGCCCCAGGUCAGAGACCCUUGGCCGGACACGGGUGCCGAUCUUAAGAUCUGGGUUGGGAAGUGCCUGAAGGAAGCAGACCAGAAGCACGGUGGAAGAAUCUCAGCAUUCGCCCAGGAGAGAUUAGAGGACCAGGCGAAGGCAGUGCUCGGCAGUUAUAUUGCGUGA